AUUUAAACAGACUUUUGAAUGUCAGAAUAUUCUCCCCUCUCCGGAAUGAUUUCACUUCAAUUCUACUCUACUUCUCUGCUAUUAUGGAUUAAAACUUGAAUUUUGACUUUUUUAAUUUGAAAAAGCAGUUUUUUCAGUCUAAUCCGAGCUGUGAUCUUACGUUUCUUUUGACGAUUUUCAUAUCUUCGUUGUUGAUAUUGCCUUUUCUUUUUUCUGGCGAAUUUGGAUUUGGAUUCGUAAAUUUCUGCAAUUUUCUGUUUUGUAUGCGGUAGAAUCGUGUUCCUGAUGCUAUAGCUCAUCACUGUUUGCAGUUAUUCAUUUUCCCCCAAUUUCGAAUUUCGAUAGAUAUUUAUUUUCCCCCAAUUUUGAAAUUGAAUAACCUAACAUCUGUUUGAAAUCGAGAAAUGCCACCAACAGAUUACCAGGAAUCAUCGUCUUCCCCAUCCCAAUCCCCCUUCAGCUUCUCAAUCCUGAGCCGCCGCCGCGAUCAGGUCCACUCGAUGGAGGAAUCCAACGGCGGCCACGACUCCGACCCGGAAGCCUUCCAGCGCACCGUCGCGGAUCGCUUCCACGACGUCGCGGCGGCGCCCUCCGACGAGCUCCUCUCGAUCCCGUGGAUCCGCAAGCUCCUCGACGCGUUCCUCUCCGUCCAGGAAGAAUUCAGAGUCAUCGUGUUCAACCACCGGAGUUCCCUCUCCAAACCCCCAAUCGACAAGCAAAUCACCGAUUUCUUCGAGCGCAGCGUCAAAGCCCUCGACGUCUGCAACGCCAUCCGCGACGGCAUCGAUCAGAUCCGCCACUGGCAGAAGCAGCUCGAGAUCGUCCUCUCCGCCCUCGACAACCAGCGCAGCAUCGGCGAGGGCCAAUUCCGCCGCGCGAAGAAGGCCUUAAUCGACCUCACCAUCGCAAUGCUCGACGACAACUCCACCGCCGCCGUCUCCUCCCUCCGCAACCGCUCCUUCGGCCGCCAGAGCAACCAGCCCCGCUCCAUGGCCAGCUUCCGGUCCCUCUCCUGGAGCGUCUCCCGGACCUGGUCGGCCGCGAGGCAGCUGCAGGCGAUCAGCAGCAGCCUCGCCCCGCCCCGAGCCAACGAGACCGCGGCCACCAACGGCCUCAAUAUCGCCGUCUACACCAUGAGCUACGUCCUCCUCUUCACGAUGUGGGCGCUCGUGGCGGCCAUACCCUGCCAGGACCGGGGCCUGCCCGCUGCGCAAUUCUUCACCAGGCAGUUCGCGUGGGCGCCCCCCAUCUCCUCCCUCUACGAGCGGAUCACGGAGGAGUCGAAGAGGAGGGACCGGAGGAACACUUGUGGGCUGAUGAAAGAGAUUCACGAGAUCGAGAAAUGCGUGAGGCUUAUGAAUGAGCUAACGGACAGCGUUGGAUUCCCGUUGACGGAGGAGAGGGAGAAUCAGGUGAAGCAGAGGGUGGACGAGAUCGGGAGGAUAUACGAGGCGAUCAAGGAGGGUUUGGACCCGUUGGAGCGCCUCGUGAGGGAGGCAUUUCGCAGGAUUGUGAGGAGCAGGACCGAGGGGCUCGACUCCAUCGCUCGAGCUAACGCCCACGAGUGAUAGGAGAGGGCAGGGCAAUCUCCUUUGUAUGUAUUAGACAAAAUGUGAUUAUGCCAUCUUGUGUUUUCGAUUUUGUGUAAUGGAUUUGUGCUUCACAUUGUAAUCAUUUUGUGUAUAUUCUCAGAGAAAAUUGCUAGGUUUGGGAACUUUGAUAUUGCA
Messenger RNA from Salvia hispanica, 1727 nucleotides. NCBI's taxonomy places the organism in Eukaryota, Viridiplantae, Streptophyta, Magnoliopsida, Lamiales, Lamiaceae. The record is from RefSeq and is a predicted model, not a curated record.